Mytilus trossulus (common blue mussel) is the source of this 714-nucleotide messenger RNA. RefSeq lists its product as uncharacterized. The coding region runs from base 1 to 714 and encodes 237 amino acids. The record is from RefSeq and is a predicted model, not a curated record. Lineage: Eukaryota; Metazoa; Mollusca; Bivalvia; Mytilida; Mytilidae. Gene Ontology annotation, cellular component: perinuclear region of cytoplasm. Gene Ontology annotation, biological process: oogenesis; negative regulation of translation. Gene Ontology annotation, molecular function: zinc ion binding; mRNA binding. The transcript has a single exon.
AUGGAUUACAGUCCGUUCAAAGAUUAUUUGAAUUUCAGUUCUCUUUUAUUUAAAGAAAGAGAAGAACAUGUCGAGAAGACUACAGAAUUGUUAUCUGAAACAGAGGUUGAUUAUUGGGCAAACUCGAUUAGCUCAAUUGAAGAUAUUUUAUCAUCGGAGCCGUUUACUUCUGAUUCUUUUUCGGAUGAAGACCUUGAUGUAUUUGAAAAUAUGCCUGACGCAACAGACAACAACAUGAUGGCUGUACAAAUAUAUAACAAUGAUCAGGAUCAGUUGUGUCGGUCGGACUCUCUUUCGUCCGGUGAGACCGCAUCUUCCGGAGAAAACAGCUUUUCAGAUGAAGGAUAUUCCAGUGAUUACCUUUUGUCAGCUUUUCUAAGACAAUUGAACGGUAGCUCUGAUAAUAUGGUACAAGCUCCGCUACAAUACCAGAUAAUGCCAGCUAAACCCGCUUCCGAAGAGAAAUACUGCAUUCUUUGUAAACGGAACGGUGAAACCAGAGAAUAUUACACUACACAUGUGUUGAAAGACAAUAGGGGAAAAGUAAUAUGCCCAGUACUCCGCAAGUACGUUUGCCCGAAGUGUAAAGCCACAGGGGAUAACGCCCAUACACUCCGCCAUUGUCCGUUCUCUGAUGCCCAGGGGUCGUCCACUACGGAAACCUGUUACACCCUAAGAAGUAGCUGCGGAAGACGAAGAAAGAAGAUCGCCUAA